AUGCAAUCCAUCAGUUUUCAUAUAUCUGCGAUCAUCUUGUAUUUCAUUCAAUUCUCGAUAGGCGAAAGUCGUGUUCCUUCCUUAACGGACAUAUCAAACAUCAACGAUCCUGUAUUGAAUGAGGUUUUUGCUUCAUCAGCAUUUAACACACCGCGAGAUGAUGAGCCGGUUCCUCACCUGAAUCGGCCGCAGCCAAUGGCCACAUCCACCAAUGCAUUCCAAACAGCAAGACCAACAAACACUUUCACUCAUCCACAAGGUGAAAUUCCUAUUCAUCAUCCGGAUUCUUUGGGAGCACCUAUGUCAUCAGCUCAACCAGACAGCAGUUUAAGCCAGCUUGUGACUACGGGAGCAAAUGUAUUUGCAACAGGAGCCAAUGCAUUUUACAGAGGAGCAGCAUCCGUUGGACAAGCUUUUGGUAUAAACGACUACAACUAUAACAUUCCCUUAGUCAAUCAAGCUGCAGCAUUCUUUGGUUGA
Molecule: messenger RNA, 480 nt
Organism: Auanema sp. JU1783
Lineage: Eukaryota; Metazoa; Nematoda; Chromadorea; Rhabditida; Rhabditidae
Source: the annotation of a GenBank genome assembly